Messenger RNA from Ceratosolen solmsi marchali, 728 nucleotides. RefSeq names its product ribosomal protein S8 (gene RpS8). The transcript is spliced from 5 exons. The record is from RefSeq and is a predicted model, not a curated record. Gene Ontology annotation, molecular function: structural constituent of ribosome. NCBI's taxonomy places the organism in Eukaryota, Metazoa, Arthropoda, Insecta, Hymenoptera, Agaonidae. Bases 85 to 711 code for a protein of 208 amino acids. Gene Ontology annotation, cellular component: ribosome. Gene Ontology annotation, biological process: translation.
UCUGUAAGCACAUGAAAUGUCAUCUAGAUGAAAUAAGUUAUAUGUGUGCGGUUGUGUUGGUUCUCCUUUUCUUUCCUAUGCGCUAUGGGUAUUUCCCGAGAUCAUUGGCAUAAAAGGCGAGCGACAGGUGGCAAAAGGAAGCCUCUCCGUAAGAAGAGGAAAUUUGAAUUAGGUCGUCCAGCAGCAAACACAAAACUUGGACCUCAGCGUAUUCAUACUGUACGUACAAGAGGAGGUAAUAAAAAAUAUAGAGCAUUGCGACUUGAUUUUGGAAAUUUUGCAUGGGGAUCUGAAGGUAGAGCACAAAAAACCCGUAUUAUUGAUGUUGUCUACAAUGCAUCAAACAAUGAAUUGGUAAGAACCAAAACCUUGGUUAAGAAUGCCAUUGUUACUAUUGAUGCAACGCCAUUUAGACAGUGGUACGAAGCACAUUAUGCUCUUCCAUUGGGACGUAAGCGUGGAGCUAAAUUGACUGAGGCAGAAGAAGCUGUUUUAAAUAAAAAAAGAUCAAAAAGUGCACAAGCCAAGUACAAGUUAAGGCAGAAAUUUGCUAAAGUUGAGCAAGCUUUGGAAGAUCAAUUUGCUACUGGAAGAGUGCUUGCUUGUAUUGCUAGCAGGCCUGGUCAAUGUGGAAGGGCUGAUGGAUAUAUUCUUGAAGGCAAGGAGCUUGAAUUCUAUUUGAGAAAGAUAAAAAGCAAAAAGGCCAAAUAAAUUUGUAACAAGAAAAU